This is a messenger RNA of Ooceraea biroi (clonal raider ant), 500 nucleotides long. It is a transcript of the gene mRpS21, whose product is annotated as mitochondrial ribosomal protein S21. Gene Ontology annotation, molecular function: structural constituent of ribosome. Gene Ontology annotation, biological process: translation. The record is from RefSeq and is a predicted model, not a curated record. Lineage: Eukaryota; Metazoa; Arthropoda; Insecta; Hymenoptera; Formicidae. Gene Ontology annotation, cellular component: ribosome.
ACCAGUUAUCCGUUUGUCCGGCAAAAAGUAUUUGCUAGCGGUGUCUGGAAAACUGAGCGCAAGGAUCUAUGGGAAUAGAGAUUGAUUAACUGACGAUUCCUAACCUAACCUAAAAAUGGGCAUCGCACGGCAUGCUCAGUUUAUUAGCCGUACGAUCUUCGUACAAAACAACGACGUGGACAAGGCAUGCCGCAUUCUAAAUCGUAUACUAUCCAAGGAAGACAUCUUCGGCCAAUACAGACGUACGAGGUAUUAUGAGAAACCGACUCAAGUCAGACGCAGGAUUAACUUCGAGAACUGCAAGGCGAUCUACUCCGAGGAUAUGGACAGGAAGAUCCAGUUCCUUUUACGAAAGAAUAGAGUGGACCCUUUUCCUGGUGCAACGUAAAGUUCUGUCAUAGAUCCUAUUUUAAACUGUACAUUUAGCAAUUUGCAAACAGCUGGCUCCGAUGGUUUAUUUAUUAAAGCAUCAGAAAUAUAGGACACGUUCUAUCACAUGA